GUCGUGUUGGGCAGCGGAAAUGCAGCCUGCAGCGCUGCGCUCUCGGCCGCCGAGACGCUUUCCUCUGCCUCUUCCUCCCACUCUGGCGGCGGCGGCGGCGGCGGCGUACUGAUGCUGGAAAAGGCUCCGGAAGAACAGAAGGGCGGCAACACCUUCUACACGGCGGGUGCCUAUCGGUGCGCGAUCCCUUCACCUGCACUCGACAGCCUCCUCUCCAUCCCGGUGCACAACGUCGCCGAGUCUGUCCAGCCCGAGUCGGAUCGCGAGCCGCUCUACGGGGCAGGCGACUUUAGAGCAGACAUGGAGCGGGUGACGAAAGGAGAGUGCGACGAGGGCUUGACGACGGCCCUUGUCGAGGGCAGCUGGGAUGCCGUCAGGUGGUUGAGCCAGAGGCACGGCGUUCGGUUCCGACUGAGCUACGAGAGGCAGGCGUACAGCGUCGAGGGAAAGUUUCGCUUCUGGGGCGGUCUCUUCCUUUCGACGCAGGGCGGCGGUAAAGGCCUGGUGGAGCAGCAGCAUGCCUCUGUGCGAAGAAACGGCAUCCGGGUGCUAUACAAUGUCCAUGUCACGGGGCUGGUCACACGCUUUGAUGGAACAGCCGUCGAGGGCGUCGAUGUCUGCCUGGCAGACGGCCGUCGAGGCUGGAUAGAGGCCACGGGCGGUGUCGUCCUCGCCUGUGGCGGCUUCGAGAGCGACCGUGACAAGCGCGCGCGUCACCUCGGGCCCUCCUGGUUGGCGGCUCACGUUCGGGGCACACCGCACAACACGGGCGACUUUCUCUCCCUCGUGGAGCCAGUACGGGCCAAGCUGUCGGGAGAAGCAAGCUUCGGCGGGUGCCAUGCCACAUGCUGGGACGCCCUGACGGAUGCAGACAUCGGUGAUGCCAAUCUGACGAACCAAUUCACAAAGUCGGGCUAUCCAUUGGGCAUCAUUGUCAACCGCCAAGGCCGCCGCUUCGUCGACGAGGGCGAAGACAUGCGAAACUACACGUACGCAAAGAUCGGCAAAGCCAUCCUCGAUCAGCCCAGGAGCAUUGGAAUCCAGAUCUACGACUCAAAGACGAUUCCGCUCCUCCGCCGCGAAGAGUAUGCGUCCGGCAUCGUCAAGCGGCCCAUAGAGGCGGAUACGCUCGAGGAGCUGGCUAAGCGGCUCAAAUUGCAAGAUGCAGAGGCUGAAGCAGCAUUUCUGGAAGAAAUUCACAACUUCAAUGCUGCAGUGCGCAGCUUCGAGAGGGACAAUGGCGACAGGAAGUUUGAUCCAAGCGUCAGGGACGGCAGAGGGACAGCGGAGCUGCCCAUACCCAAGAGCAAUUGGGCUCAACAAAUCAACAAGGGCCCCUUCCUGGCCGUUGAAACGACGUGCGGCAUCACGUUUACCUUUGGUGGACUCAGUAUCGACCCCAUGACGGCUUCUGUUCUCUCCGCCAAAGAUGAGGGAGCGAGCAUAGAGGGCCUGUAUGCCGCGGGCGAGUGCACCGGAGGGCUCUUCUACCACAAUUACCCUGGUGGAUCUGGCCUGACGAGCGGAACCGUCUUUGGGCGGAAAGCCGGGAGAAGCGCAGCGCUUGCGGCGCUAGAAAAGCAAUGAAGCAACGAGAGGGGGGCGGCAACGGGCUUGUACGCAAUGUCAUGCUGAGGGGAACUAAUCGACUAGAGGCUAAUGCUACACAGGAU
Acaromyces ingoldii is the source of this 1673-nucleotide messenger RNA. Its product is annotated as FAD/NAD(P)-binding domain-containing protein. NCBI's taxonomy places the organism in Eukaryota, Fungi, Basidiomycota, Exobasidiomycetes, Exobasidiales, Cryptobasidiaceae. The transcript has 5 exons. The record is from RefSeq and is a predicted model, not a curated record. The coding region runs from base 112 to 1587 and encodes 491 amino acids.